Mus caroli (Ryukyu mouse) is the source of this 9003-nucleotide messenger RNA. Lineage: Eukaryota; Metazoa; Chordata; Mammalia; Rodentia; Muridae. The record is from RefSeq and is a predicted model, not a curated record.
GCAGCAGGUUGGUCCUGGAGCAGAUGAGCGCAGAAUAUUUAGGCGAAAGCAAGGGGAGGGGGGAGCGCGGGGCAGGAGGAGUACCUCGGCCAAGAAAAUUAUGCAUGCGUUAGGCAAGCUCUGAGAGAAUGGCUGUGGAAGCUCUCCACUGUGGUUUGAAUCCACGGGGUAUUGAUCACUCUGCCCAUGCUGACGGAAUUAAACUGCAAAUUGAAGGCGAAGGUGUAGAAUCUCAAUCCAUUAAAAACAGAACUUUCCAGAAGGUGCCUGACCAAAAAGGAACCCCCAGGAGACUUCAGGGAGAAGCUGAGACAGCAAAGUCAGCUACAGUGAAGCUGUCAAAACCAGUAGCCCUGUGGACCCAGCAGGAUGUCUGCAAGUGGCUGAAGAAACACUGUCCAAAUCAGUAUCAGAUCUACAGUGAGUCAUUCAAACAACAUGACAUAACUGGGCGAGCCCUGCUGAGACUCACAGACAAGAAGCUGGAGCGCAUGGGGAUUGCCCAGGAGAACCAACGACAGCACAUCCUGCAGCAGGUGCUCCAGCUGAAAGUGCGGGAAGAAGUCAGAAAUCUGCAGUUACUCACACAAGGAUGAUAAACCUCAGUGGAGUGUUCUCCAUAAUCAUGCGAGCCUUGCAAGCUGGUGUCCUGUUCCAUAUGAGCAUGGCCUGUUCCCCAGAGAAACACUGACUCAUGGCCCUGCCAGAAGAGAUCCUUGGAGCACUGACAGAUUAACCGGAUCAACUGAGAAAAUGCCUAUUUGGUCAAGAUUAUGAACAUUGUGUGAAAAAAAUCUUAGUUUGCUGCAGAUUUUCAAAUGAGGUGCAUAACAUACAGUGCCAACUCGUUCCAAGUGGUCAUUGGCAAACCAUCAGCUGGACAUUGGCUUCCAGUUCUCAUCACUGUGCAUAACUCAAGUUCCCCUUGGGCUCCAUCUGUGCCCUUCACUACAAGUCCUGUUUUAGCAUGGCAACCACUGGAUUAUUUCAUUAAGUGUGCAGAUGGCAUGAUGUUCUAGAAAAAAAUACAAGAGUUCUGCAAUCUCAGUGGAAGGGUUCAAAAUAGUGUGCCCUGGUAGGAAUGUAAACAUGUCUAGAUUAUGUUAGUGACAAUUUCCAAAGGUGUUCUCUCCAACGCUGCAGCACUUUAUAUAAGAACACUACACUGAGAUAAAAUAGCACAUUUGAUACAUGUAGGACAAGUGUUUUCUCUUUUCUUUAUAAGUCUUGUCUUAUUUCUGGCUCAGACUGUCCAAAACCAACUCUGCUCCUAAUAUCCUCACAGUUGUUUGUGGUAGCUCAGUGUAAAUAUGGCCACAAUACUGUUAGACUUCACCUGUUGACACUUAACUGGAUACCUGGAUUACUUAUAGCACAAGGGGAAGUAGACCCAAGUCUGGUGACUGGAAUAUUUGAAGUCUUGCUUCUUUGUACCUAGGCACAACUUAACACAUCACAUAAGGACACUCCAUAUAGGAUGCUUCUCUUCGGCUGAUGUAUACAUACCCUUGUCCCAUAGAGGAGACCUUCCAAACAAAAAAGAGGAUGGCCUUCAUUCCAUCAAAGACCAUUGUGGAUUGCUGCCAAGGGCAGCAGGACGCAAUCUUCCUUAGUGGUUCCACUUCCACAUUUAGGAAAUCUUCCCAAGGUCAAGUGUAAGUCACAGAUCUGGAGAGAAGCCACAAAUGACCUCCACUGUGUGCCAAGAGAAGUAACACCUUCAGCCCACACACGGUUUCUCCCUCAGCAUGGAAAGUAGUCUUCCUUUUAAUACCUCCUUGAAUGUAUAUAUGACUUAUUUUUUAUUUUAAUUCUAAAAACAAAGCACAGUCCUGGGAAACUGGUCCGUUUAGUGAUGGUUUACCUGAACACAAGAGAAGUGUUCAUUCCUAUGGAUUGCCCCCUGUGAUUCAUUAACAUUUUACCCCAGAAAUAGAAACUUGGCUGAAUCAAAAACUCAGCAAAGUAUAUUAUGAGUACUCCUUAACCUAACUCAAGACCAACAGGAAUCAAAGACUAAUCUUUAAAAUAGAUGUAACAAUCUGAAACCUUCCCAUAAGCAACCAAGACAUGCCAUGUUGUCUCCAAACAUUCAUUUCCUGUCUCCACUUGUUCCCAUUCAAGAAGUGGAGAGAGCUAAGUGUGAUACAUGAGGGUGUCUCUCUACAGCAUGGCUCCUGUCAGGAUGUGGGCUAGAGAAGCGACUCCUAAUAGGGAAGUCAGAGAAAUGAUUGUUACCAUGAGAUCUGAACUUCUUCGCACCAGAUCACCAUCAGAACUAUCUAAGUCACCACAGACCAUAAUUCUCUAAGAAGCUGGGAUUGAUAAUCCAAACUCAGGCUGCCAACAUUCCAUUCCUAUGACCCAUCCAUUUUCCUUAGUUACCACAGCAGGGUUUUUGUGCCCUCCAUUCCUUCUUUUCAUUCAGCAGGCAUCUGUUGAGGGACCCAACCAUGUGCCAAGAACUGUACUGGGUCCACUCUAGUAUAUAAGGCAUAUUCUUCCUACUUCUAUUGAAUCAUUUCUUUUUUUUUUUUUCAAGGACUCUGCUAUUUUCCCAUAGUGCAAACUGAAUUGAGACACCCACACUCAUCCCCUCCACCUUGCCACAGAAACAUAGAAAAAUGUUCAUGGCAGACAGCAGGUAGAUCUCUUACCUGAAUGAGUGGGCAGCUUCAAAGCACAUAUAGAAUUGAGCUAAAUGACCAGCUAAGUUGAUCAGAGCUUCUCUCAGCAGCUCUUAGAUGUUUUCCUUGAUGCCCACCCCAGUCCCUAUAUUUCCAUUCUUUCUGUAGACAUUACUAUUUACCACUAUGCUGGAUUCUCUGAAAUGCCAAUUCCAUAACUACUCCUAAAGGCCCAGAAUUGGUUCUAAUGAAUCCUAUAAAUCCUGCCAGGUGCUGAGAUAUUAUAGCUUGGAAUUAUCAGCGAUAUUCUGAGACUCCUGCUAACACCCUUGGAAAACUGGACUCACAUUAUAGUGCAGAUGUCCACUAAAUGAUCAUGGGCUAUUGCUGCGUUGCCUUUUGUAAAAUAAUCUGAACAAUUAAAAAAGAGUUGCCCCCUUUUUUCCUAAGUCAGAGGAAUACUGUAACAUUAUUGAAAGAUAAUGGGUAAAGAUGGAAAUGGGAAAACACAAAAUGAAGGUCCUUAAAGAGCCCAGUCAAAAAUGGUGUCUCUAAAUAUGCCUUAACGCUUGGCACAACCUACAUAUUUGUACUGUUUUCCAAACUGUUGACCUCUGUUUGAAAUCUUUGUAGGUUAGGAAACAUGGUGGUACAAAAAUCUGUGCAUGCACUAGCAAAACUAGAAAAAAAAAUGAAGAAAUGAUUUUAUUCACAGCCUUCAGCUUCCGUGUUGUAUGGAGAUGCUUUGUGGGAUUGUCCCAUGGUUCCUUCUUGCUGUGCUGAGUAUGUUGGGGUUGGGGUGUGAGGGUGAAAUUUUAUCUUCCAGAAAUCCAGACCUAUCUAUGAUGAGUUUUGUUUCAUAGGUCAAACAUAUAGGGAGGUAAGGGAUAAAUUCUUUGAUAUCUAAAGACUGUAAAUCAUUGAGGAUUAAUUUUUCCUUUUACUUAAAUGUGUGCUGCCCCUUUUAUGAAAAGGCUGACACUCACAACUAUACAGGAAAGGCACUCGGGUAUGAACUGAAAUCAACAAUUACCAGGCUCUCCAGGGUGCUGAGGGGAUUAGCUCAGUUCAGAUCCAGAACUGAAUUUAAAUAUGCAGAGCAAAUCAUGCCAGUAGCUUGGGACUUGCCUUGGGAGCAAUAGGGACCCUAUCAACUUUCUUAAUGGGAUGUGUCUUACCUUUAAAUCCCCACCAUAGCUCUUUGACAUGUAUAGCCACCACUUCGAUUUCUACCUCCACCACACUGGUAAACAAGCCAGGUUCUCCCCAGAGUCAUUCUGCAACUGCCCAAACAAAGGCAUACAGUCCUCAGUAUUGAGGGAAAACGUGCCAUUUUUAACAUUGGGGGGGGGGAGGGUCCGUCAAGGAUGCCUGUGAAUAGAAAGUAAGAUAGAUCCAUCAGAUCCACCACACACACCCUAAAUGCUUUCUUUGUCUACAAAUGCCACAUAAUUAGUUUUGGAUAGCAACAAUACAAGUCUCAAGGAAGUAAAGUUUUCAAGACACCCCUAACACUUUUUUUUAAUCAAAACCUCUUCCCCACACAUUAGCAGCUUUUUUGCAAUGUUUUCUUCCCUGUUCUUUAGAGUAAUUUUUGCAACUUGACAACUAGACUUAAAGCUGCCAUAGACUUAAAAUUGUAAUCUUUGAAAGUGACAAAAAUUCCUUUAUUCUUUAAAGGCUGAUUCUAUUCAUCACCUCUCCCACGGCCCCCUCCAUCCCACUUUCUGCUUAAUGUGUGUGUGAUUUUUUUCUUCUCAUCUCCUUCUCUUCACAUAAUGCUGUAAGUAUAUUUCAAGCAUUCUAUAAAGAACUCAAACAGAAGCACAUAGUCCUCACCACCACCCACGCCCUGACUAUUAAUCCAGUCUUAAGGUUAGCCUUUAUGCCACCCAAGCAGUAGUGGGCCCCCAUUUUGAUCUCCAGAAAGUCACUCGUCCAUGUGGAUCAUUAAAACAAUGUCAGUGGAAUUAGAGAGGACAGGCCAGGAGAUAGCUCUACUGGAGCACAGCUGAGGACUCGAUUUCAAAGACAAGCAAGCCUCCUCCUCAAUCUCCUUAGAUCUGGGUCUAAUCCUGGAGCCAGAGAAAGGUCCUCUGAGCUCUGGUUUAUCACUAGACAGAAUUCCUAGCAGCUUCAAGAUAAAAGAAGGCUGAUUCCGUUGCUUUCCUCCAGGGAUGAUUGUUAACUGGAGUACAGAAUACGUCUGAAAGCUCCUGCCAAGGGAAACAGGGACCAAGUGUGCCACCUUUGUUACACUGACUAAAGUGAUGUCCAUCACUGUAGCUUCAGAGGCAAAAUCCUGGGUGAGGAUAUGGGAAGGGACACACUAUUUCCAAACCCUAAAGUGUGUAGCAUGAAAUCUAGGUGACAAAAUGAAAAUGGGAGAGACCAUCAGGCUGUCCCUGCUUCCCAUCAAAUGACCAAGAAAUGACUUCUACAGAACAGUGGAACCUGCUCAUGCAAGGUUUUAUAAAGAGGGCAUUUCAUUGACCCGAUAAGGUGGCCCUAGAACCUUAAGCACAGAAGAAUCCUCCCAUCAAAACCCCCUCCUAAUUAUUUCAAGCAUUAAAGGACACUACAAAUCUGCACUGACUACCGUUUAAGUCACUGGUAACAGGACUUAUGCCAAAUCACAAUUCAACUAACACAAUGAUGCCAAAUGUUGGUCUUUUGAUAUUCUUUUUGAUCAUAUAAAGGUUUUCAAAUUUUGAAAAUGUUAUUUGGAAAUUUGGCUCAAUCGAUUGUUUUAUUGUUGUUAAUGUUUCAAAAUCUUAGAACUUUCUAGUAGCCUUAGAAGGGAUCUUAGAAGUGAACCUUUCUGCCUAAACUGUCUAGUGUUUGAAUUUCAUAUCAGCUCAAAUGCUCAGAAAUCCAUUGAGCUGGGCAGUAGUGAUAAAUCACACAUUUUAAUCCCAGCACUCAGGAGGCAGAGGCAGAUGGAUCUCUGAGGCCAGGCUAAUCUGCAAAGCAAGGUCCAGAACAGCCAGGCCUUGAGAAACCCUUUCUGGAAAAAUCAAGAGAGGGGGCAGGGAGGAGAUAUUAAUGCCACCUUGUUCACUGUCUUUUAGGAUUUGAUCAUUUGGAUCAAAGGAAAUAAAGAAUUAAAUCGCAGUUUUUGAAUAUUAGCAUAGACAUAACUAUCAAAGGUAGAACUCAAGUUCUGAUUGGUUUGAAGGAACACACAAAUCUGUUUGGUGGAGUUGGAUUGAAUCACUACCACCCUUCUCAAGUUCUAUGAAAAUAUAUUAAAAUACUUUAUGCUGAAACAAAAAUUCUUAUUACAAUAGAUCAUUAUUUCACUUGGGAAGGAGAAACUAAUUUUGCCUCCAAUUCAAUACCUCUGCACUUUAGAGGUUGCUUCUAUCCCACCCACAAACUAAGCAUGUUCUGUGGCCUUCUCCUUAGAAGUGACCCCAGCUUCUAAAAUACUACAAAGGCCAUGAAAAGACCUUUUUAACACACUAGAUAGACUCCAUGUCAUAAAUGCAAAAAUAGGGUUUGGAAUCUGAGAAUUGUCAUAGUCUUUGGCUUGAAGAUUGUUGAAUUAAAUAUUCAUAUAUAACAAUCCAACUACAUUGGAAACUGACCACAGACUCAUGAAGCUUUGGGCAAUUUCCAUGUCUGAAUCCCAUACAUCUAUUCCAAGAUAAGCCUGUGUUUCCUCACAUAGGAGUUGCAGGGGUGAGGUGUGUGCCAGUUCUUCUACAUGUUAAAAAGGUGUCUGUUGGAGCGAGGAGCAUAAUUAAUUUGCGAGUGUUUCCACAGCAUGCACAAAGCCCUAAGUUGGAUCCCCAGCAUCACAUAAACUGGUAGAGUGGUACAUGCCUCACAUGCCAGCACUUGAGAGAGAGGCAAGGGAGAACCAAGAGUUCAAGGUCAUCCAGAUCUGCAUAGCAAUUUUGAGGCUAAUCUGUACUACAUGAGAUCCUGUCUCAAGAAAAAAAAUUAAUCAGUUAAAAAGACCCCUGGUUACUGAUGGAAACCUUGAAGGUCAUGUUAGUUGCCUCUGGUGGCUAUUUAUAUUCAGAUUUCUAGAGUCUUGUCUUUAAUCUUCUUUGAUUGGUUGGUUGGUUGGUUGGUUGGUUGGUUGGUUGGUUGGUUAUUUUUGAAACAGUGCUGGGAAUUAAAUCCAGGGCUCUGCCAUGCUAGACAAGUUUUCUUCUACCCAUGAGUCACAGCCGCAAGCCAUCUCUUGCAUGCUUCUCCCACUCCUACCUCAGAUCACUAGCAACCGAAGCCUUAGCUUCUGCAAGGGUUUUUACCCCCCAAGGGGGAAGUAGGACUUCUGCUUGCUUGCACUAGCACGGGACAAUGGAGGGGCUCUGCAUAGUUUAUCUGUCCUCUUUCCUCUCCCAGCCAGAGAGCACUGUGUUCUUAAGAAGGUAAUGCUGGAGGAGGCUGGUGCUCAGCUAGUAAAAGAAAUUCACAUUGCAGAGAACUGAAUAAGACCGCCCUUUCAUUUGCAUUAUGCAUCUCAGUGGUGACUAGAGCAGAAGAAACCAGUCUGCUGAAAAACCAAGGCAGCUCCAAUGUUUUGAAACUAAUUCUACCGAAACUCUUACACCACUGAAUCACACUACUGUAGUUCUAGUUAAUCCGGCUACUUAAUAUUAUUAGGCGCUAAGUUAAAUAGCUUUACAAGAAAUUUUAGAAAAGAUCAAUAUUGUAACAAAAUUACAGAUUAGCAGUAAAAAGCAUCUGAGAAAAGAAACUAUCGAUCUGUUGUGGUUUUUAUACUUAAGUUAUUCUUGGGACUUUGUAGAGAUUGGCACUUCGCUGAUAAAGGAGAAGAAACUGUUCUGAAUUCAAGAAUGGUGGACUAAUAGCAAUUGCCCAGGAGAUCUGGGAUGCUUUCUGUCCAUCAGCAAACAGGGUUGUUUGAGGAGUAGAAGGGGCUAAUAGGGAAAGUUGUUUCAUAGCACAUAUCUGUGUAUAAUUGUCAAGGCAAACUGGGUAUGGACCUUGUUAAUGAUACUAUUCCUCAUUUUUGGCUUUUUCUUCAAUACUCUUAAUAUCAAUCCUACACUCUUGGAUUAAAAGAGGAAAAGAAAGAAUGAAUAGAAACUAAAACAUGGUAUUUUAUGUGUGUGUAUGAACACACAUACACAUGAAUAGCUGUACACUCAUGCACACACACACAUUUUUUUCGAAAAUAUGGCAAGUAGCCUGAAGAGCCUUUAGUGACAGUAUCCACUUGUCCCCACUCCCCCUCUGCAAGGUUCAGAGAACAAUGACCUAGUCAGAGAUUGGUACAGGCAAAGACUACCAACCUGCAGAUUGAGCAAGGCCACAGAACAUGUGCCUUAGCAUGCUGAGGGCAUCAAGAAUUACAUAAGCAUGGUAGAUUUAUUUUUUAAUCGGGAGCUAUAGCAUGUUAGUAUUUGUUCUGGGAAAGAAAGAAGAAAAAAAUCAUAUGGUAUGAAUUAAACAGAGAGUCUAAGGGAGCUGUUCAUUGGUAGAUUGCUUGCCUAACACAUGUAGGGUCCCCAAGGUUCAGUCUCCAGCACUACAAUAAUGAAAUGGAGAAAAACAUCCCACCCUAAAGAAUAACACAUUCUGAGGGAAGAAAUGUGAGUUUUUAAAAAAAAGGGUCAUUCUUUGACCAACGGUGACUAAAAAGCACAUUUUAUAACAUAAUAGUCUAUGGAGAUUGUAGACAUUAUAGCGUCCUUAAGUACAUCAUUAAAGAAACAGUCUUAACUGUGUUGGUCUUCCAAGGCUUUUUCAUUAAAUAGGAAUUCCCUUAUCCACUACCCACAAUUGUUCUGCUGGGCUAGUCUUCUUCUUUUUCUUUUCUUUUCUUUUCUUUUCUUUUCUUUUCUUUUCUUUUCUUUUCUUUUCUCUUCUUUUCUUUUCUUUCUUUUUCUCACUUGUUCCUUUCUUUCUUCAUUUAUUUAUUUAUUUUUCUCCAGAAAGGGUCCCAGGCCCAGACUUAGAAAGACACAACAACAACUUUCUGUGGCGAAAGCAAGAGUGCCUUUUCCGUUGGAUGUCCACAUUGCUCCCGGGCUCCACGGUUUCGGAUGUCUAGAAACCUUUCUUCUCUAAACAUAAGACUUAUUGUGCACCACAAUUUUGAGCCACCAACUUAUGUAUCUUGAGCAGCUACCAACUUGCCAACUCCCUUUGGGUCUCCUUUAUAUUUUCUUAGAAUAUUUCUUUCUAUUUUGGGUUUUCUUCAAGAAGACUGGGAAGGGGCAUGAUUCUUUUUCAACUGAUAAGAGUAAAACUGUACAGAUUUCUGCCCACUUGUAUCCUUAAGCAUGAUCUCUAUCAGGCUUGAAAAUCAGCUUUAUCAUUUUGUAUAUUUGACUAUUUUGUAUUCGGCAUUAUUCUCUUCCUUAUAUGCAUGGCAAUGUAUUAAAAUGUGGGA